CGCUGGGCGGAGGUGGCGGAGCCGUGUAAGCUGGCUGGUGGCAUGGCCGACGAGGAGGAAGACCCUACUGUGAGUGACCACCACUGUUCCACCCCACUCUUUUCUUCACUCCCUGGGGUACAGAAGCGGAUCCUGAGUUCAGAGUCACUCGAGAUUUUCCUUAGCGAAUUCCCUCGAGAGAGUUCGGGGACUUCACGCCGUGCUAGCCUUUCCCUUCGGAUUCAUCUCUUAGUACGUGGGGCAGGACGUGACGGAAGAGUAGGAAGGUGGCUCCUUGUUCUUUGCUUUUGGUUUGUAUUUGCCAGACACUCUUUGAAUCGCCUGGACGGUCAUCAGAGGACAAAGCUAAUAUUUGUUAGCUCUCAUGAAAGAACACUGCAGCUGUUUGAGGAAGAAAAUGAAGAAAUUGGAGGAGGUGCAGAAGGCGGACAGGGUAAAAGGAAGAGACUUUUUUCUAAAGAAUUGCGAUGUAUGAUGUAUGGGUUUGGGGAUGACCAGAAUCCUUAUACUGAGUCAGUGGAUAUUCUUGAAGACCUUGUCAUAGAGUUCAUCACUGAAAUGACUCACAAGGCAAUGUCAAUUGGAAGACAAGGUCGGGUACAAGUUGAAGAUAUCGUCUUCUUGAUUCGAAAGGACCCAAGGAAGUUUGCUAGGGUUAAAGACUUGCUUACUAUGAAUGAAGAAUUGAAACGAGCUAGAAAAGCAUUUGAUGAAGCAAACUAUGGAUCUUGACACCUUCUGUACUUUCUGAAGCUUCAUUAUCUUCUGGGGAAACCAUAUAUCAUAACUUUAUUUUCCACAUUGGGGUCCUAAUAUCUAGCCAUGUAUAUGCAAGAUGGAGAAACAAAAAGUCUUCAGCUUUUAUUUUCAUGUCUUCGAUUUUAGAAUGAUAUUUGAGCCUUGAAUUGCCUGCCCUUAUAGGACUAUACUUGAAUUACUUACUGGGUUUUAAUGACCACAUGUAAGUUGAAGUACCUUGCAAACUAUGUGGUUCCUUCUGACUUUUGACUAAGUGAUGAAGUAGUAUUUAUGUAUUGGGUGUAUUUGUGCCCUUGUAGGCUAUACCGUAGCUGUUUAAUAUAUGAAAUCUAUAGGGCACCUUCGACUAUGAUUGCUAAGACGUGUUUCAUGUAUUCUAAAGUUUUUAGACUACGGUAGUCUAAGAGAUUAUUAAAAGAUAGUGAACUGGUUUGCUUUUUUUUUUAAGGAGAAGAUGAUACAAGAAGAUAGUCUUUUGUAGGAAUGUUUAUCUAAGAUAUUUGUUUUUUUUAAUAUUCUUUAGAUUACAAGAAUUAUUUUUUAAACUAAAAGUUUCAUGUGAAUUCUUCCGUAUUGGAAGGCUUUUGAUUUAAAACCUUUUGGGCUUAUAAUGUACUAGUUGUCAAGUUUUAAGAGAACUAACUUUCCCAGGUCAGAUUAAAGCUUCUAGAAAUAAAUGCUUUCAGUAGUAGGAAUGGUAUUGCUUAAAAAGCUGAUGGCAGGAUAAGCAUUUGGGAUAGUGUUUUAUUAAUGUAUUUGUUAGUACUUGUUCAUUGUGGAAAUGUGUACUUGACUAAAACCAUAUAUGGCUAUGGAAACCACUUUUGUAGUUCAGGAUAUACAAGUUUUGUGUGUGUUUAGCUUAUUGUAUUAAAUUAUUGCACUUAGUUUAAAAUAAGGAUUAAAACUGCAUUUAAAGGGAUCACUGAAUAUUACUCUGAAACUGUUUUGUGUACUGCUUAUAAACAUUAUCUAUAAAUCAGCAUGUAGGAGAAUUUCACUUUCUUAAUCUGUUGAUACAAGGAAUAAAUUAAAAAAUUAGAUUAAUAAUUGAA
Molecule: messenger RNA, 1814 nt
Organism: Mirounga angustirostris (Northern elephant seal)
Lineage: Eukaryota; Metazoa; Chordata; Mammalia; Carnivora; Phocidae
Gene: TAF13
Product: TATA-box binding protein associated factor 13
Exons: 4
Coding region: 43-732 (229 amino acids)
Biological process (GO): transcription by RNA polymerase II
Cellular component (GO): transcription factor TFIID complex
Molecular function (GO): protein heterodimerization activity
Source: RefSeq, a predicted model, not a curated record